Molecule: messenger RNA, 4089 nt
Organism: Aspergillus udagawae
Lineage: Eukaryota; Fungi; Ascomycota; Eurotiomycetes; Eurotiales; Aspergillaceae
Product: copper transport protein
Exons: 6
Coding region: 1-4089 (1362 amino acids)
Cellular component (GO): cytosol
Molecular function (GO): palmitoyltransferase activity
Source: RefSeq, a predicted model, not a curated record
AUGGGGGUUCUGAGGACGGUGGCUAUCGCCAUACUUGGAGUCUCUGCGUUUACUUUUGUGGCCCUGUUCGGAAGGCUUCCUGCUCUUAGGAAAACCCCCGUUGGAUUACUCCAUAGGAUCAUCUGUAUACACAUUCCUAAUGUGCUAUUAUUUUUGGACUCUCAUCUAUUGGGCAGCAGACUGUCGUACUGCUGGAACCGGUCCGGUACUUAUAUAUUGCACGAAAACCAUCCGCUCGUACUUAUCUUCUUCCUUUCACUCCUUAUCGCAGGAGAAUGCAUGUUUAUUCCGAGCGCAUGGCCUAGAAUCUCAAUGUUUCAUCGGCUCUGCAUUCCAGCCCUCACGGUUCUUCCGUACAUCUUUCUGUACGCUAGCGUUGUCACCAAGUCGUACAUCACUCACGAAAACCAUGAGGAUGAGAUGGCACGGUAUCCAUAUGACCGAGUUAUUUUUCAUCCAGGUCAUCGUUGCCGUACGUGUAACUUCCUGAAGCCGGCGCGAAGUAAGCACUGCAGUUUCUGCAAAGCUUGUGUUUCGCGGCACGAUCAUCACUGUGUUUGGCUGACCAACUGCGUGGGUCGGAACAACUACCAUUACUUCUUAUCUUUGUUACUUUCCCUGUCUGUGAUGUUGGCAUAUGGGUCAUGCCUUGGCUUCUCUCUUUUGUCGCAAACGCUAGAGGGACUCAUACCGUCGAGCUCACCGUUACGAUCGAGAUCACAAGACUGGACGACCUGGCUCAAUGUCUGGGCGAUAGCUAUUGCUUCUGAUAUUCGUGUUGGUGCAAUCGCCAUGCUAGCAGCCAUGACAUCGCCAUUGGCUCUGGCCUUUCUGCUCUAUCACAUCUACCUCAUCUGGGCUGGCAUGACCACAAAUGAAAGCGCAAAAUGGUCAGACUGGAAAGAGGAUGUUGCAGAUGGCUUGGUGUUUAAGUCCACCAGAAGCGAGAUUUAUGGGACCCCAUUCCACUCCGAUGACGACACUCCUGCUCAAAGAGCCUGGCCAGUGAGCAGUGACCAGAUCCUAGUAGUCACGGACGGUGAGCCCCCCAAGGAGGGCUUUCAACUCUGCUCACGCUCAAAUGAGAUUUUUCAUAAGGGUGAUUCACAGGCGCCAGUUGACACAAGAUGGGUUGAAGUGAACAGUAUGCGGGAGAUUGACAAUAUCUAUGAUUUGGGGUUUUGGCACAAUCUACGGGAGGUUUUCAAUAUGCCUGCGGGACACUUGAUCGGCGGAACCGGAAAAAUUGCCUGUCACUAUUUCUUCUCUCCCAUUAUCGUCGCAAUCAACACCUCUAAUCGAUUUGCGGGUAACACCGUCAAGAUGGCAGACCGACCAGCGUCAGAAACUAAACCAAAAUGCACCCCAGCUGAGCUCAUGUUGAAGGUCAUCCUGACGGGAACUUUGAGCCACUAUGAGACUCGUGGGAUGAUCGACGAUAAACGCUUGGAGCACAUGCUUUCUGCUGGGAAACAGAUACUUUACAAAACACACCAGGAGAGCGACGUCAGACACAAUUUGGGCCUAUCGCCCGACAUUUGGCAAGGCUUCACGGAUGUACUGACGAAGGCGAUCCCGGUUCUGGAAUCACAAUCAUUUGCAUGGAAGAGCCCUCCGUCCGCGAACUAUGAACACUCCUCCUCAAAUCUCAUUGCAUACAACUACUUCUCCCUCGUCAAAGACAUCGAGCGCUUGAACGACCUGUGCACUAUAGCUCGUAACCUUCUCGCCACAACGAAGAAAGCGCAGAAUAUUGCGGCGGAGAAAGGUUUUGACCAAAGGAUUUUGGCACUGGUGGAUACUUGUGUGAGAGUCACUGCGCGGGGGUUUGACGGCGAGACAAAUGCAAGAAACGAGGAGCGCUGGCAGAAAGUGGUCAACCUAUAUAAACGACUAUUGAUCACAUGUCUUCAAUUUCUGCACAAUUUUAUCAUGCAUAAUGAGCAGCGGAAGAUGGUCUUGUGGUUAGAUCUGUUUGGUUACCAUUCGACUGGCGAUUCCAAUAUCAUUCAACCUAGAGAGCCGCUUGAUCAGGCUAACUCUCAGGCUGAGGGGGUGGCACCAAUCGUCAAAAUUGGGGAGAGGGUUGUCAACCCCCCGAUAAGGGCACUUUACGAUCAGACCGCGGAAGAUUUGUUACUGGAAACCAUUUCGAAUUUCCCACGGGAGCCCGCGACAAUCAAAGAAGAAGCAGCCAUGCUACUCCUUGCAAACAUCAAAGACCACAUGGAGAAACUUCUCGGGCGAGAUCUGACGGCCAUCCAGGAAAUGGGCAAGGACCCAGAGCAAGUGAAGGAGAUCCGAGCCGCGUUGACUGCUAUUCUUGGAGCGAAGGUGGAUGGCUGGUCAGAUCUCCAAGAUAGAGCCAGAGACCUUCCACCUGCACUCCCUGAAGACGAGCCGCCGAGGAAAAAGGCAAUCCUGACGAUAGAUCGCAGCAAAACCGCAGGUUUUCCUCGCAUUUGCUGGGCUGACUUACCCGAUCUCAACGAAUACGGCGCACUGGCAGCAGGCGAUGCACCAAUAACGGAGGAGGACACGAGCAUGCCCCGAUCUGCUCAAUCUGCGGCCGAGACCUUGCAAGAAGCCAAGGACGAGUUGAUGGCUCGACUGCAGGAAUCUUCACAGAUUGCUGAUCAUGGCGACCAAGAUUAUGAUGCUGGCGAUGCAGGGACAGUUGGCGAUGACGAUUCGCACAGCUUGGAGGCCGUUGCUGACGGAAGCAUGGAAGAGGAGGAAGAAGAAGACGAUGAGGAUGAUGAAGACUACCGAGGUCGACCUGGCGAUCAGCAGCGUGGUCUGCUGACCGACAUCCCUCUUGUUCUAGGGCCCGCGGAAAUUGAAGCUCUUCCUAUGAUCAUUCAGGCCGGUAUUGUGGACAGCUUCGGACUCAAGGGUGGCGAGCGCACAGGAUCGAGAAACAUGCAAGCUCUCAGAUGCCAUAUCCUUCUCACCCAGGAAACUGGUCGAAAUCUUUUGCGAGAGCUGUUAAUUUUCAUCGCCGCCUGGGACCUCCCUGAUGAUGAGCUAUAUUUCAAGAUGAUGGUGCAGAUUAUGGAUGCAGUUCUGAAGAAUGGGCUGAUGUCUCACGCGUACUCUGACUUCGGGCAGCCGAAAGACAUCAUCUCUCCCGCUCAGGCAGUUGUGGUCAAGAUCUUGACGCACAUCUUCAGAGCAAAGUACUCUCCUGCCUCGGUUACAGGCGCAACCCAGCAGACCGCCACGAAGAACCCGGCGCCUCCUUCUAGGGUUGAUAUCCUCACGGUUCGCUACAUAUUCACUAUUUUCCGUGGGAACAUCAUUCCCGAAACCUGCGCCUUGAUCUACCUUCAAGGGCAGAUCAGGGCCGGACGUGCCCUGCCAGAAGAUUUCCCACUAAACUUGUGGGACAUGGAACGAGUCUACGAGGGAGUCUACCAAUUUUUGGAGUUCUUUGCUGUACUUACAGAAAAUAACGACUGGAAGAACCUGCUUGUCAAGUGGGAGAUCGUUUACGAUCUGGUGACGCUGAUCAGAGAACUCGAAGCCAGCAUACCCAAGGGCCAACUGAGUUCGCUGUCUCUUGGCCGCAACAGCCCUUCCAAAGAAGCACACCAACAAGGCGCAGCUGCAGGGCCUGUGGCUGUUGAGAGACCAUAUGACCCUGGUGACCCUGACCCGGCGGAAAACGGCGCUGGCAGCACCGGGUCCAGGGCCGAAUCGCCCCCUAUCACCGAGGAUCCUUCUGAAUUUGAGUGGAGGAAUCUCAAGAAACUCGUCGUGCUUGUUCUGUCGUCUCUGGUUUGGAAGUGUCCCGAGGUCCAGGAUCAGAUACGCCGAUACGGCGGUGUCGAGACUAUCUUGUCUUGUACCAACUUUGAUGCUCACAACCCGUACAUCAAGGAACACGCUGUUAUGUGUCUCAAGUUCCUCCUAGAAGGAAACCGGGAGAACCAAAGGCUGGUCGAAGCGCUCGAAGCUCGGGAGGUGGUCAGGGAUGAGAAUGGGCUGUUGGAGAGAAGUGGCUUUGAGGCCGUGAUUGAUAAGACCGGCAAGUUGGCCAUUCGACCCAAGGAUGGUCAGCCUUCAGAGAAAGUAGCCACGAGAUAG